Populus nigra (black poplar) is the source of this 1189-nucleotide messenger RNA. Its product is annotated as mitochondrial ATP-independent inner membrane protease subunit 2-like. The record is from RefSeq and is a predicted model, not a curated record. The transcript has 5 exons. Lineage: Eukaryota; Viridiplantae; Streptophyta; Magnoliopsida; Malpighiales; Salicaceae. The coding region runs from base 139 to 756 and encodes 205 amino acids. Gene Ontology annotation, molecular function: serine-type endopeptidase activity.
AAAAACUGUUAAAAUAAAAAGAAAGGAAAAACCUGUGCAGUGUCUGCUAGGGGUUCAAGGAUAAACCGGCAACCUAAGAUAAAGAAGGAAACAAACACUCACAAAAGUAAACAAAAACAGCAAUUGUCUGCUAGGGAAAUGGCUUCUCUGUCGACUUGGUGUCGUUACAUUGCUCACAAAUUCGAGUACUCUCUCUCUCUCAGCUACAAGAGCUACAAGGGUGGCAUAAUCAAUAAUAAAGAAGUCUAUGAUACAGUAUGGAAAAAUCUAUUUCAGGGAAAGUUGACAUUUUUACACUGGAAUAAAGGACGGGAAAUGACCCCAACAAUUGGAGACCAAGGGGGGACCCUUCUCGUUCGCAAAUUUCCAACUGCUGAUCCAAUGCGUGUUUUUGUUGGAGAUGUAGUGCUUUUGAAGGAUCCUGAGAAGUCAGAUAAUUUUCUUGUCAGAAGAUUAGCUGCUAUUGAAGGGUAUGAAAUGGUGUCUACUGAUGAAAAAGAUGACCCAUUUGUUCUUGACAAGGAUGAGUGUUGGGUAUUGGCUGACAAUGAUAAGUUGAAGCCCAAGGAAGCCAAUGACAGUCGAACAUUUGGUCCAAUUGCCAUGUCAAACAUAGUUGGUCGAGUCAUAUAUUGUCUGCAAACAGCUGUGGACCAUGGUCCUGUACAGAACAGUCAUUUCAGCAUGAGAAAGGAUUCUCCAGUGCUGGAGGUGGAACUCGAUGUUGAAGAGAUGGCAAAGAAUCACAAAGCUUAGAUUGUGCCGGCCAACAGGCAGCAUCAUUUGGUUUGUGCAUGUGUCUGUUUUUCUUCUCUGUUAUCCACCUGUAUUUUAUUUUAUUUUAUUGGUUUUAACUGUUAUGGGAGGGAAAUGUGUUUACUGUUAUUUUUGGUCAGGCGUGGCAACAAUAUCGUCGGGUCUUCCUUUGCAACCAUAGGAAGCUGGCUUUUUUCAAUUUGGAGUUUCAACUUUAUUUAGUAUUGCAGUGAACGGUAUUGUAGUUUGAAAAUCAGACCAGGGAAAGAAAAUGGAAUCUUACUGCUGCCGCCUAAAACAUUCUGUUUGUGUUGGGACUCUCUCCAUGCCUUCAUUGCCCCAUAUGAACUUGCUCAGACCUGGUUCUGCGGUUUUAACCAUGGGAUACAUUUUCUAACCUUUAUUUUCAAAUAAAUUUUGGGAUGUUUGUGGA